Messenger RNA from Condylostylus longicornis, 527 nucleotides. It is a transcript of the gene mRpL55, whose product is annotated as 39S ribosomal protein L55, mitochondrial. Gene Ontology annotation, biological process: translation. Gene Ontology annotation, cellular component: mitochondrial large ribosomal subunit. The record is from RefSeq and is a predicted model, not a curated record. Gene Ontology annotation, molecular function: structural constituent of ribosome. Bases 79 to 411 code for a protein of 110 amino acids. Lineage: Eukaryota; Metazoa; Arthropoda; Insecta; Diptera; Dolichopodidae. The transcript has 2 exons.
AUCUGUUUUCCUAAAUGUUAAAAUUUCAUCUUUUACUAUUUUCUUACUAAGACCGAGAUUUUGAUUUAAAUUAUAAAAAUGUUUUUAAAAUGCUUAGUAAAAGCAACAAAUAUAUCUUUUCAAAAUUUUAGAACAAUAUCUUCGGCUACAGCUGCAAUUACAAAAAUUAAACGACCUCUAUAUUGCAGACAGUACCCAGUAGUAAUCGUAAAUUCAGAUGGAUCUUCAAUAAAUAUAAGGUAUUCCGAACCCCGAAAAAUUAUAAAGCUCCCAUUGAAUAUAAACACUUUGUCCGAAAGUGAAAGGAAAGCUAGAAUAGAAGCUAGGAAAGCUAAAAAGAAAGUUAUCAUCGAGGCAGAAAUGGAGAAUACUUUCGAUUCUAAGAAAUAUUUAAAAUUUUUGAAGAAAUAGAAAUAUUAGUAUAACUGGACUAAAAAUUAAUAAUGUAGAAUCUAGCACCUGUUACAGGGAAAUAAAAGAACUGAAUAUUUUUGAAAAAAAUUUAGUUUUACAAAUUUUCAUCUAGA